This is a messenger RNA of Fusarium coffeatum, 2679 nucleotides long. RefSeq lists its product as uncharacterized. Gene Ontology annotation, molecular function: DNA binding. NCBI's taxonomy places the organism in Eukaryota, Fungi, Ascomycota, Sordariomycetes, Hypocreales, Nectriaceae. The transcript has 3 exons. The record is from RefSeq and is a predicted model, not a curated record. Bases 1 to 2679 code for a protein of 892 amino acids.
AUGUCUUUCGACGACAUUACCGACCAAUAUAUCACCUACGAGAGCCGAUUGGCGUCCUUCCAGAAGAACUCCAAGAAGAGAGGAUCUGCAGCAAGCGGACGAGGCACCAAAGCUCUCAACUGGCCUCACAAGUCCAUUACCCCCGAUAGCCUUGCUCGCGCUGGUCUUUUCUUCAACCCAACACCAGAAAACCCCGAUAAUGCCCAAUGUUUCCUAUGUCACAAAGGCCUCGACGGCUGGGAAGCCAACGACGACCCUCUUGUCGAACACUUGAAGCAUGCUCCCGAAUGCGGUUGGGCAGUUGUCGCCGCGAUAGAAUCCGAUAUUGGAGAUUAUGCGCAACAAGAACCCGACCAGCCAUACAUGAAGGAAGCUCGAAAGGCAACUUUUGCUGGCAGAUGGCCCCACGAGGGCAAAAAGGGAUGGAAGUGCAAAACCAAGCAGCUAGUCGAUGCAGGCUGGAAAUACACACCGACUGAAGAGUCGGAUGAUAUGGCCACCUGUACCUACUGCCAACUUGCGCUAGAUGGUUGGGAACCUGGCGACAAGCCUCUUGACGAGCACUACAACCGAUCCCCUGGCUGCCCAUUCUUUAUUCUACUACAAGCGAAGAAAUCGAGUAAACCCAAAGCCGCACGCGCUUCCAAAACAUCGCGCUUGUCUGUCCAGUCCGUCGCUGCUUCAGAAGCGCCUUCAAUGAACGAGUCAACAGCCGCUAUCGAUGACAGUGUUAUGACAACGAGCUCGACAGCAACAGGCGGCAAGAAGACAAAAGCGCGUAAAGCGACUUCCAAGGGACGAAAAACAAAGGCAAAGAAGGAAGCUCCAGCUGAGGACGUCGAGACAUCUCUACAAGAUGAAGAGCCAUCCAAGCUUUCUCGGGGAAAGAAGCGAGACAGCUCAGCGAUAGAAGAUGUGAGCAUGGCUACCUCGGAUGCGCCACCAGGCAAGAAGCGCGCAACUCGCGUUGUCAAUGAGUCUACGGUAGAACAAGACGAAGACUCAGACAUGGCCGAAGCUCCUGCCCCGAAGAAGGGCGGCAAGAAGAAGGCGACCCGAAAGCCUACAGCCAAGUCAUCGCACGACGUUUCUACGACAUCUAUUACAGAAGAGGUGGUCUCAACAGGCUACGAAGCAACUCCCGGAACAUUCCCAGACGAUGAUGAGAUCGAGCGACAACUAGAGGCGGAUCUUGAGAACCAACUUACUGAAGAUGAGGAGUUGACCUUCGACUCCGAUUCAGAAAGACGCCAGAAGAAGGAGAAGAGAUCGAAGUCGUCUAUGGCUAGGGCUGAGCAGCAGGAGUAUUCACGAGACUAUGCUAUGCUGAACCCUGAGCCUGUCGUGCCAGAUGAGGACGAGAUCGAUGAUGAUCUCAAGGCCUUGCAAGCUGAGAUGGAGGUCAAUGAGCCUGAGCCCGAGCUUGAACACGAGCCUGAACCAGAGCAAGAGGCGGAACCUGAGCCUGAACCCGAAGCUGAGCCUCAGGAGCUAGAAGUUCCAAAGAAAGGCCGAAAGGCCGGUACACGCAAAGUGUCAAAACAGUCCAAGUCGAAGAAGACCAAAGCAGCUCCAGAACCCGAGGAAGAUGAGGCUGAGCUCGAGCAAACACAAGCCGAAGAGACUGAGCAAGAGAUUGCUGAGCCAGAGGAGCAUGCUCAAGUGGAUGAGCCAGCCCACAACGACAGCAUUGCCAGCACUGACACUGUUGUCAAGAAGUCAGGAGCUGCUCGCUUGAGCACUGGCAAGCGAGGUCGAGGACGUCCAUCUAAAGCAUCCAUGGCCUCACGAGCCUCAAUGGAUGACCUCGAACUAGUGGAAGCUCCAGCAGAGGCCGAGGAAGCUCCCGAACAACCACCCGUAAAGCGCGGCCGUGGGCGUCCUUCCAAGGCAUCUUUGGCGUCUCGGCCUUCUGUUGGGGCUAAUGAGAGUCAAUUGAGUGAUGCAGCUCCUAAACGCGGUCGUGGUCGCCCAUCUAAGAAGUCGUUGGAAGCCCGAAAGUCGAUGGAAAUGGCACAUAGUCAAGAGUCGACUCAACCGUUCUCGCAGCCUGUGGAAGAUCGCAUGGAUGAAGAUGUCGAGAUUUAUGCGUCGGAGGAACCCAAAGACGAGCAGCCCGCUCAAGAAUCGCCCGCCCCAGAACCUGUGCCCUCAUCACCACCUGCUAGCGCUGCUCAUCCACCCUCCACACCUGGAAGAGGCACCUCCCCUGCCCCUUCAGCUCGACAAGCAGCCAUUUCACCUUCCCAAUCACCACAGGCCUCGGAUGCUGAGAACGAGCCACCCUCAUCAAGACCAUCAGCCACUAUCAACCCCAAGAGAGUGGCAUUGCCACCUGCGGUGACUACACCUACCCGCGUCUCUCCCUCAAAGCUUUCACCAUCCAAGCGCAAUGUAAUUGCAGGACUUCGCAGUACUACUCCAUGGACGGAGUUAGAUCUUGACGCCGUGUUCGGAACACCACCCAAGGAUUAUAAGGAGAACGGGCUGGAUCGAUUCCUUAAGCAGGGUCAGACUUUGUCAUCACCUGAGAAGCAAAUGACAGUGCAAGAGUGGAUCUACCACAACGCUGCACAGGCUGAGAAGCAGCUUAAGCACGAGUGCGAGUCAAUAGUCAACCGGUUCGAAAGUGAAGGCACAAGAGCCAUGCACGUGCUAGAGGGACUGGUUGUGGAAUGA